Sinocyclocheilus grahami is the source of this 856-nucleotide messenger RNA. Its product is annotated as protein quaking-like. Lineage: Eukaryota; Metazoa; Chordata; Actinopteri; Cypriniformes; Cyprinidae. The record is from RefSeq and is a predicted model, not a curated record. Gene Ontology annotation, cellular component: nucleus. The transcript is spliced from 2 exons. Gene Ontology annotation, molecular function: mRNA binding. The annotation marks the transcript as partial. Gene Ontology annotation, biological process: regulation of mRNA splicing, via spliceosome.
GGCUCGAGAGCGCAAGAGGAGCUGGUCGGUAACGGAGGACCGAAUGCCAAUCUCAUUGAGAAAGCGCCUUCAUUGCGCGUGAGAGACGGGAGGGACAGACGUUUCUAGCGCUGCACACAUAGACAGACAAGACACAGGAAGCUCUGGGGAACUCGGGGAAAGGGUGCAUUUUCUCCGCCUCAAGAGGAAGUUAAGGACAAAUCUCUCGCUAAAAUAAAUCUUAAAAGGGGCUGUGGGCACGCGGGAGUCGCCUUUGCGAGUAACUUGUGGGAUUUAUCGGGAAUUGUUUCUGAAAGGAGACCUGGCUUCCCUGUCCACACGUUUAUAUUUCAUUUUGUUCAUUUAAUUUCAUUUCAUCAGCUGCCCUAAACAACUGUCAUCUCCCGAAUUGCCGUAGUCUAUUGCAGCAGCGCAUUGUGCGUAAAGACAGAGACAGCAGCCUUUUCCGCGGACGGGUCAGGCACUUGCCUUCUUCACUUGCGUUUUUGUACUCUAUUUAUAUCCAAGCCUUUAUUUAUUUUUGGGACUUUUCCCGUCUGUUUUGGGGCGUCGGUGGUGAUUUCUGUGGAAUAUGGUGGGGGAAAUGGAAACGAAAGAGAAGCCGAAGCCGACCCCUGAUUAUCUGAUGCAGCUCAUGAACGAUAAGAAACUGAUGAGCAGUCUGCCCAACUUCUGCGGGAUCUUCAACCACCUCGAACGGCUUCUCGACGAAGAGAUCAGCAGGGUACGAAAGGACAUGUACAACGACACGCUAAACGGCAGCACGGAGAAGAGAAGCUCCGAGCUCCCGGACGCCGUCGGCCCCAUCGUUCAGCUCCAAGAGAAACUCUUUGUGCCUGUUAAAGAAUAUCCUGAC